UAGAAGUAUGCCUUUAUCAUAACCGUGUAAGUAAAUCAAGAACUGGAAAUACAAUAAGAUGGCUGCACGUUAACAUGACACUCUUUUAUUCGAAAUGUCAUCAUUUCAACUGAUUCUAGGAUCUGUCAGUUACUCGAAGAUUAUGUAAUGGUAUAGCUCUUUCAAGGGGCUGGCAUGCAGUUACCAUAUUUCAACCAAUCAAAAUUACAAGUGGCUGGUACUGCCGUUUCUCUCAUAACUUCAAUGAUCAUUAUCCUCUUAAACUCAUCUCAAUCACCUACUAUUAUAUAGCGUCUGCUACGAUACAAACGCCAUGCCCCGAACUAUUUACGUUUUAGUAUACCCUUCUCGUUUAUUCGCUGCGCAUUGGUCAUUCUGGCUACCUUAUGUCGACACUGACAAUCAGCAAUCAAACAUUGGUGACCGCAUUCAUGUAACAGGCGACCGUCUCAACGGGUUUCAGUAUGAAUAUAUCCGCAACUAUAAUGUUUGCGAAGACGACAGGAACCCUAAUGCCUUCCCUCUCGGGUUGGUGUCGGAGACACAUUUGAGUCUAGCAAACAAGGACGGAACUGUUACCUCAAGCGAAGAGGAGGAUCAGAGAGACGCAGAGAAUAUCGUUUUCAAUGCAUUUGACGCGGCUUGCAGGGAGGUGCCAGCACCGGGACCUAGCCUCAAUAAAGUGAACAGAGAUGCUAGUAGGACUGCUGGAAUCCCUCUUAAGAGGACGGAAGUUAAAGAUUGCCAGUGGUGGAUUAAAGAAGCUACUUCGCACUUAUUCCAAAUGGGAAUUCUACUGCCACUAAACGAAGGACAUGAGGGAGAGGCUCCGAUCUUAAGGGUGGACAAUCUGCCACGACACUGAUAAAACUGAACAUACACAUACACGACCAUGAUUACUCCUAAUAACUACAUAUACAUACAAUGCUGGGAUCGAUUACAAUACCAGCUCAUAACUUAAUGUCUUGGAGCGCUCGCUAAUAUUUCAAGCGGGCUUUUGCCCUUGUUG
Daldinia loculata is the source of this 1009-nucleotide messenger RNA. RefSeq lists its product as uncharacterized. Lineage: Eukaryota; Fungi; Ascomycota; Sordariomycetes; Xylariales; Hypoxylaceae. The coding region runs from base 314 to 865 and encodes 183 amino acids. The transcript has a single exon. The record is from RefSeq and is a predicted model, not a curated record.